Melanotaenia boesemani (Boeseman's rainbowfish) is the source of this 1801-nucleotide messenger RNA. RefSeq names its product VAMP (vesicle-associated membrane protein)-associated protein A, like (gene vapal). Lineage: Eukaryota; Metazoa; Chordata; Actinopteri; Atheriniformes; Melanotaeniidae. The coding region runs from base 255 to 992 and encodes 245 amino acids. Gene Ontology annotation, cellular component: endoplasmic reticulum membrane; plasma membrane. The record is from RefSeq and is a predicted model, not a curated record. Gene Ontology annotation, biological process: neuron projection development. The transcript has 6 exons. Gene Ontology annotation, molecular function: FFAT motif binding.
ACAUUUUAUCAGAUGUUCUUCCUGUCAAGCAUUUCAGUACACUAGUAUAACGAGUUUAUUGUACUAUAAUCUCAUCAGUUACAGAGCCCCGAGGACGCCGUACAGGGUUGUGGUCUCGCGCGUUGAAGUAUUUCUACUGACAUGCUGCUCAUUCGCUCGCAGAGCUCAGAGUAUUGACUCAGGAGUGGCGGUGGAUCCAGGAUUUCCACUUGUCAGUCCCCGAUACCGACACCAAGUGCAUCCCCUCAGUUAAGAUGUCCAAGUUGGAUCAGGUCCUCAUCCUCGACCCUCCCUCAGACCUCAGAUUUAAAGGUCCUUUCACAGAUGUAGUCACCACUAACCUCAAAUUGAAGAACCCUUCUGACAGAAGAGUUUGCUUCAAAGUGAAAACAACAGCACCACGCAGGUACUGUGUACGGCCAAAUAGCGGAGUCAUUGAUGCAGGAGCAACUGUCACCAUUUCAGUUAUGCUACAACCCUUUGAGUAUGAUCCUAAUGAGAAAAGUAAGCACAAAUUCAUGGUGCAAACUAUUUUUGCUCCACCAAAUGUUUCAGACAUGGAUUCCUUGUGGAGAGAUGCAAAUCCUGAUGAUCUCAUGGAUUCCAAACUGAGAUGCGUCUUUGAGCUGCCUUCUGAAAAUGAUAAAGUGAAUGACUUGGAGGCGACCAGAGCGGCUCCGGUGAUGAACUCCGUGAAGGCUGAGCCGACGCUGGCCGCGGUGCCUGUUGCUCCCACAGUGGACGAUACAGAGAUGAAAAAAGUGCUGGAGAAGUGCAAGAGGUUGCAAGUUGAGAUCAACAAGCUGACUGAGGAGAACCGGCAAUUAAAGGAAGAUGGAAUUAGAAUGAGAAAGAUGCCCCGCUCAGACCACAUGACAUCAAACUCAACUAACCUCCUCGGCCGAGAAACCAGCGCCGCCUUCUUGCCCUCCCUCCUCGUCGUCAUAGCAGCCAUCUUCAUGGGAUUUUUCUUAGGGAAGUUCAUCUUGUAGACUGGGAGAUGCAUGCUGGGCGUAUACCCCGCUCUGGCUCUAAAAUUUAAAACAAAAAAGAUAAAACAAUAAAACAAUAACAACAAAAAAAAAGACCUGCAAAAACCAAGAAGUCUUUCUGUUGACUUUACCAUAUCAUUGGUAGUGUGGCCUCCAGUGAACACAUCUGUACACCAUCAUUCGAAAGCGCCGCCUUUUUACAGUUUCACACAGUUAGUGCACACAGAGUUAAGUAAAGGAAGGCGAAACAAAAAAAAACAACCCCCCCCACCCUUUUUUUUCCCCCUCUUCUCUAAUGGCUGGACACACAGAUAACACAGGUUUAAUGGUUGGGACAAUGAAAUGUGUAAACAAUCGGGCAACAUGGACGAUGCGUGUGCUGUGAAAAAUGGGUGAAAUGCAGUCAGUUUUUCUUUCUCUGUUUUAAUAGGAAUUGAAUGGAAUGUUAGAUGUCUUGUAAAUGUUAUUUUAAAAACUUUUAAAAACAAAAAAAGGACAGAACUUCCAUUUAACAAGACCUUAUUACCUGUUGCUGGAUGAUUGCCUCUGAAGUAAAUCUGUUUGGAAUUUCUACUUCUUGUGUUGGAAUGUUCAGGUCCAGCUGGGGAUAUAGGUGCCUCCUUCUUGUACAUUUGUCCUGUCCUUUUUCUCACAACACCAGUGGAGACUUAAUUAUUAUUAUUAUUAUUAUUAUUAUUAUUACACAACACAUGUUCCUUCUGAAGCUAAUGACUGAAAUGAGGUUUCCAUUCUUUAAAAAUCUUGUUCCAUGGUAUUCAUUGAAAAAAAAAAUAAAAAUGAAAAAAGUG